Messenger RNA from Nicotiana attenuata, 2706 nucleotides. Its product is annotated as phenylalanine--tRNA ligase beta subunit, cytoplasmic. Gene Ontology annotation, molecular function: ATP binding; RNA binding; magnesium ion binding. The transcript has 17 exons. Gene Ontology annotation, biological process: phenylalanyl-tRNA aminoacylation. The coding region runs from base 353 to 2092 and encodes 579 amino acids. Lineage: Eukaryota; Viridiplantae; Streptophyta; Magnoliopsida; Solanales; Solanaceae. The record is from RefSeq and is a predicted model, not a curated record. Gene Ontology annotation, cellular component: phenylalanine-tRNA ligase complex; cytoplasm.
CUACAGUGUCUUCUUCCUUUCUUCCUGGUGCGAAUCGGGUCGAACCGAAUCCGGAAUUCCCAGCUCAAUCAUCUCUCCGAUUCUGCCGUUGAUUCUUGUCACUCGUUAGGUAAUCGAAAAAUCCGAUUUUCUAAUUCCAAUUUUAGGGCUCAUCCAACAUACACUGCAUUGAAUUAUCUUAAUGUUUGUUUUGCCCUAAUAAGUAAAUAAAAAAAAGAACCAAUAAUAUUUGCUACUCCUAAUUUGUUUUGGAGUUAGCUUAAAAAAUAGGAGCCGCCAAGUCUUCACUCCCAAUACUCUUCCCUUCUUUCCAUCGCUCUCUGAUUUCCGGCCGCCGCCAUUGUUCGCCACCAUGCCAACCGUCAGCGUUGGAAGAGACCGUCUGUUCGAAGCCCUAGGCUGUACUUAUACCUAUGAAGAAUUCGACGAAUUGUGCUUUAAGUUCGGUAUUGAGCUCGAGGAGGCUACAACAGAAAAAGCAAUGCAAAGAAAAGAGAAGCAUCUGGAGGAGGAGGCGACUGAGGAUGAUGGAGAGAUUAUAUACAAAAUUGAAGUUCCAGCAAACAGAUAUGAUUUGCUUUGUCUUGAAGGGCUAGCUCAAGCUCUCCGAAUAUUUGGUGGGCUUGAUCCGAUCCCUACAUAUAAGGUGGCAAAUGUUGGUAAAGAAUCUAUGCUUGAAAUGCGUGUCGGAAAAGAGACAUCCAAGAUUCGCCCAUAUGUUGUGUGCGCUGUCUUAAGAGGUGUAACAUUUGACGAGGCUAGGUACAAUAGCUUCAUUGAUCUACAAGAUAAGCUGCAUCAGAACAUUUGCAGGCGAAGAACCUUGGUUGCAAUUGGUACCCAUGACCUAGAUACAAUUGAAGGACCUUUCACAUAUGAGGCUUUGCCUCCUUCGGAAAUUAAUUUUGUGCCAUUAAAGCAGACCAGAAACUUCAGAGCUGAUGAGCUGAUGGAAUUUUACAAAUCGGAUUUGAAGUUGAAGAAGUUUCUGCACAUAAUCGAGAAUUCACCAGUGUACCCUGUUAUAUAUGAUUGUAAAAGGACUGUUUUGUCUUUGCCCCCCAUUAUCAACGGCGCACAUUCGGCCAUUACAUUGAAAACAAAGAAUGUGUUUAUAGAAUGUACAGCCACAGAUUUGACGAAGGCCAAUGUUGUUUUGAACACAAUGGUAACUAUGUUUUCAGUGUACUGUGAGCGGAAGUUUGAAGUUGAACCAGUUAAAGUAACAUAUCCUGAUGGAAAAUCGUUUGUUUAUCCUGAUCUCUCAAUCUACAAUAUGAAUGUGCCUUUGUCCUACAUCACUGGCAUCAUUGGAGUUAAAUUGCCAGAGAAUGAGGUGGCUAAUUUGUUGCAUAAAAUGCAAUUGCGUGCAGUGGAAUCUGUCUCAGAAAAUGCAGAAGUCAAGUUUGUCGUAUCGGUACCUCCCACAAGAAGUGAUGUCCUUCAUCCUUGUGAUGUAGCAGAGGAUGUUGCAAUUGCUUAUGGUUACAAUGAGAUCCCGAAGAGAAGACCUGCAUCAUUGAAGCCUUUACCUCUCAGUCAAUUUAGUGAUCUAAUUCGGUCGGAGAUUGCAAUGGCUGGUUAUACGGAGGUCCUAACAUGGAUCUUGUGUUCCAAGAAAGAAAUUUCUUCUAUGUUGAACAGUGAAGAGGAUAAGUCUGCUGUAAUCAUUGCUGAUUCGCGUACAUCUGAAUUUGAGGUUGUGCGGACUAAUCUCAUGCCUGGAUUAUUGAGAACCGUUGGACAUAACAAGGACCAUCCAAAGCCUAUGAAGAUUUUUGAAGUUGGUGACGUAGUCCUGUUAGAUGGCACAAAGGAUGUUGGUGCAGUAAACCGUCGCCACCUUGCUGCUCUGUAUUGCGGCGCUAACUCAGGAUUUGAGGGAGAUUUGGUUGCCAGUGAAAAUUUAAAUGGAAAGGCUGGCGGGCAUAUGAAAAUAGUUCUCUUGCCUCAGUCGCGAAUGUUAUUUCAUAAUGGAGAGCUGGACCUAAUUAUGAAUUCACCUUUGCCAUCCAGUCCCUGCAGAUUCUCUUUUCGUCUUCCUCUCAGAGUGACCCAUUUCCAUUUGCUCCCUCUGUUGCAAUUAGAUUGACCUACUUCCUUUUAUGAUCUUCCCUAAUUGGCCUCUCUUUAAAGGGCAAAAUUUUCUCCCUACAUAUUAUUUCAAAUUGGAUGUGACAUCUUUCAGUUGAGUUCUCCACUUUUACAUUAGGAACGAUUGUUUAAACACUUAUUUACCAAAGUUAAUAUAAUAAUCAAUUCAAACAUUUUGCUCUUAAAUCUUGUGCUAGUUAGAAUAGGUUGCUAUAUUGGAUUUGAGGGAGUAUCUUCUUUGUCAUGGAUCAUUGCAAGUAAAGAACUACUUGUAUGCACAGAGAGUUCUGGAAAAGUCCAUCAUUAGCUUAGGUGGGAGAGAAUAUUUUGUAAUCCUACUUCGACAUCAGUUGUGUUGUGAUGAUUUCUGCAAAUUCUAAACUUCUUAGCCAGGACCAAAUUUGGAAGGUUCUUGAAUAAAAUAUAUUUCGCCAUUUUGCUUAUAGGUGAAGUUCUACUCUAAAAAUAUCUUGAGUGGAACUUCCUUAAAUAUAAGAAGUUCUGUCUUCCAAGCAAUGGUUUGAUUGCUUCAUUCUGUUAUCGGAGUCAUAUGUAUAAUUAUAAUAGUCCUGUAGGUUGUGCACUAGCUUCUAGACACUCAAAGGCUUGACU